Podarcis raffonei (Aeolian wall lizard) is the source of this 7558-nucleotide messenger RNA. RefSeq lists its product as uncharacterized. The transcript is spliced from 10 exons. The record is from RefSeq and is a predicted model, not a curated record. The coding region runs from base 3352 to 5949 and encodes 865 amino acids. Lineage: Eukaryota; Metazoa; Chordata; Lepidosauria; Squamata; Lacertidae.
AUGAUUACCUGAACGUUAAAAGGCAUGCAGGUUAGAUGUGGAUAUUUUCAUGGAAGCCUGAAGCCAGCAUCUUCAAUAAUCAUUCAAGUUUCUCCACAUAACCCUUUGUUUUUCUGUGAACUUGGCUAAGAGCAACAUGGCUUUAAGAGUUCUUUACCAUUUUAGCUCAAAAACAAGCAUCCAGUUCAUUACAGCUGAAACCCAGUUUAUCCUUUGAACAUGACUCCUAAAGGCAUUCUUUAUUCCUGUGUUAUUCCUACUUGAAUUUUGAUUCAAAGACUACUGAAGCAAAUGGAAUGACAGUGGCAUUAAGACUGGAUACAAAGUAUUUAAAAAUGAGGUCUGAAAACUACAUUCGUUUAGGACAGUAUUUUUUUCUGAUGGUUGUGCUGAUGGGGCAGAAAUAGGAGGUGGCUAUUAAAAUAUUGAACAACUGUAAUGAUUUCUGUUUCCAGGAAAUUGGCUGUUUUGCUAUAACAGAAUUAUUUAUAUUUGCAGAGAUAAAAUGAAAGGCAGGCCUUCCCUAUACAAAAGUUAGGGAAGGAGAAUUUGGUGCACAGUUUGCAUAAGACUGUUAAGCAUGUAGUGGAUACUUGAAAAAACCUGUGCAGGUUUUCUCCCUGCCCUUGAUGAACCGGUAGUGUGUGACUACUGCCAUGCACCAAAUUCUCCUUUAAUAAAACCACAAAUGUCAUAAUAUGAGCACAUCUCAAAACAGAUAGCACAUACACACAGGUGGCUUCUUGGAGUCAAAGAGGCCAGGUGGGCAGCCUUUCCAUGGAACCAGCCCAUGGUCAGAGUGGCCUGUGAACCCGUCCUGUGCUUCCUUUUUUCAAGUUCCAUUAUCUUAACUGAAUUUUGCCUUCUUGCUUCUUGUCAUCUCCUACUCCUGCUCGGUGUCAGCCACUCUUUCCUUUUUAUGGUCCUGAAAUGAAUAUGGCAAUGUAGUUCUGAUCUAUAGGCUGAAUUGUCUUUCUGUAGCCCUAGACUUCUUUUUCCACAGCCCACGAUGGCCAGUAGAAGAGCCAGCACAGGCAACUGCAACCAUGCAUAGUGCCUUCCUAGUUGGAUUAUAUACAAGGUGCGAUGGAACAGGAUUAUUGGACUGAUACCCAUGACUUAAUUCAUAUUACCCAUACAGGAGACCCUACAUGAGAAUCAAAAGAAGUUCCCGGAGGAAGGCUAUUUCUCUACAGUUUUACUUGAAACAGUACAUUAGACAGCUGCUUAAAUACAGGUUGUGAUCCUUUCUUGAGGCUCACCUAAUACAAUUGUUGGAAAGUUAUCUUCUGUAUUUUGUUUGUGGCCUGACAAGUAUAUACAGACCAAAAAAGCAUUCUGUCAUUAAAUUUUAUGUGGCAUACAUCCCUCUUUUAAGAUUAUAAAUAAAAUCACAUGACAAAAAUAAAAAGUUGGGUUGCAGUAUGAUUCCAAAAGCUUAUUGCAUUUUAUAAUCAAGAAGCUUUAAAAAUGUUCAGGAUACAGAAUUUAUGGUGUUCCGUUUAUCACUGCUGUGAGCCAAACCACGUUCUACAAGGAAAUAUGGCACAGUCAUGGCUGUGUAUGGGCCAGGCUAUUCAAACUACUUCAUAAUUUAUAAUGCUUAUAAGAGGCUAUGACCAUGCUGAAUGCAGAUGAUAUCAGACACAACCAAUGUAUCUGGAAGAAUUAAAAUAAGGUUCCUAUAGUAUUAUUAAUCUAACAUUAAAAAUGAAUCUGCAGCUUCUGUUCAAUUGUUUGUUUUAUAAACAAAUCUUAUGCUUGGGACUUUCCCCCACCCCCAAGUAUAAAAAAACUAUGACACAAAAAGUAUUACCAAGUUGCAAUGCUAACCACUUGCCUGGGGGUAAGCCCCAUUAAAUUGAGUACUGACUUCUGAGUAGACAUGAUUACUGUUUUUGUAUGGGGACAGAGAGCUUGGCAAAGAUUGGUCACUUGCCUUGGUAAGAGGCAAAAUUCCUAUCCUGCAAAGUUUUCAGAUCAGAACUCAGUGAUGCCCGGCAUGGUUUGCAUCGUGAAAUUCCCAGGUUUAAUCAUUCUUGUCUCCCCGGCUAAAAGAAAUUAGUCCUAAAUUUGGUAUAAGACAUAAUUUCCAUGGUUUGGUGCUUCAUUCCUAAAUGCAUUUUCUUCAAAGUAUUGUUCAUUUGUUUUUAGUGCCACUUAUUUCUCUAAAAAGGAAUAUUUAGGAUGGUGGCCCAAGUCUCAUGAAGGUUGUUUUUAAAUUCCUUUUUGGUUUAUGACAUGGAGACUAUGUUUCCUUGUCCUUCACCCUGCCUCACAUUGAAACUUUUCAGCAAGAGUUCUUUGGCACAUAGCCACUGCCCAUGUAGCUCUGUACUGUCUACACUGGCAGGCAGUGUCUCCCUCAGUCCUACCUGGAGAUGCUGGGGUUGAGCCUGGGACCUUCCACCUGCAAAGAAGAUGCUCUGGGCAUCCCAACAGAUUCAUAGUAUAACAAAGUUGUACAAAUCUGUGUUAUUUCCAGUGCAAUAUUUGUAUGCAGAAUGUUGUUUCACCCUUACUUUGUAUACAUGAGGUAUAAAUUAAAUUGAAUUCAUCGUCAGUUGCUUUGGGUCCUCUAUGACCAUCUUCUUCCAGUGAUUGUUGUGGCAGCAUUGUUAUGUUUGGCAGAAUUAAAAACAAUAACACUGUAGAUCAUAAACAAGGAUGUUUAACAUUCAUUAUUAUAUUUAUUACAUUUAUUGGUUGGUUACUACAGAAAAUGUAUUGAAGCAACCAACAAUUGGAGAAAAACACAGAGUUUAUUUGUUGUCAAUGUGAGACAAUAAACCAGAAGCCUAUAUGGGGGGAAGAGAGACUUGGAGCAUGAAUUGAAUACUCAGGACUGUAGGGGGCUAUGGGUUGAGAUUUUACUUAAACUCAAGAUUAGGCUUAAGUUGAGCUGUCAACCAUUUGUGAGAUUUGCUGGGGUGCUGUGCCUGUUUGGUUUUCUGUUUACCUCCUGCAUUUUAACCCGGCUUACUCGUGAGCACUCCUCAGCUGCCUGAGAAAUGAGGAUUUUUUUUGACGCCACGGAUACGAGCUUCGAAAGUUUAUUGCCUGGUACUCAGCUACGUACAGGAGCUGUUCCUUGGUCGGAGUUUAUUUAUUUAUUUAUCCCAGUUUAACUACUCAAGCUGUUGAAGUUGACUUUUUGACCAUGCGAAGCUUCCGUGCGAUUUUAAGUUUCGCGGCUGCCCCCUGCCUGUCCACUAUCUGCGUCAGGUCCAAAUACAACCAAAGCUCGCAAUCUCAUAAGCGAAAGCGAAACCUUUCACAGGAGAAAGACGAUUGUGGGAACCUGGCGAGUUCUUCGCGUGGAAGGAAAACCGCGCCUCACCAGCGAGACCCAUGGACUGGGGAGGUGGGUUGGCGGCCCGCAGGUGCCUCCUGCACGGCUUUUCGGUGUUCCUCUGUGGCGUCGUCGUCCUCCAGCCGGCAGAAUCUCUGAAAGUGACAAUGGAAAGUCGGAUGGUGGCAGUCUUGGACACAGAUGUGAUGAUACCAUGUGAGAUCUCUGAAUACAGCACUCCAGAGCUAAAGAUCGCAAAAAUAGCUGUUGAGUGGUAUUGGAAGCCUUCUCCCAAGGAAGCGGAAAAUAUAGUGUACACCAUUGUUUCUGGAGUGCCUCAAUCUUAUAGAAACGGUGCAAGAAUGGAUGAAAGUGAACUGAUAAAAGGCAAUGCUGCACUUUCCCUCCCCCAAAUACAGAUUAGUGAAGAAGGAAUAUACAUAUGUUCUGUGACUGUUACCCCAGAUUCAAAUGAAGGAACCACUGUUGUAGAGCUAAUUGCUCAACCUUCAGUAAAGCUGUCUCCCAGGACAGUUGAACUAGAAGACGGCAAGGAGAAGACCCUGUCAUGCACAGUGAAUAAAUUCUAUCCUCUUUUGAUUGAGGUUCAUUGGGAGAAGAAAUCUGAACGCGGCAAUAACGAAGUUGUACCUGCAGAUGAUAUUUGCACAGGGGUACCUGUGAAAAAUGGAGAUGGCACUUUCAAUGUAACCAGUAAACUGGGGCUACAACCAUCUUUACAAGAUAAUGGAAAUGUCUAUAGUUGUGUUGUGGGACACAAAUCAUUUUCCAUACGGCAGGCCUUCAAUGCCACUUUGAUAGUAACAGAACCACCACCAAAUUUUACCUGGUUGGCUGUGAUACUUGUUUUAUUAUUACUUGGUGUGAUUCCUGUAAUUCUGUACAUAAUGUACUUUAAGAAAAUUCAACCAGGGAUAUUUUCAGCAACUGCAAAUAAGGAAUUGAAACAUUUGGAAGAAGCACUGGUGGUGUUCCUGCUGCAAGGCUUUCGUCCAAAGCCUUUAGGAAUAGUUUUUUUCUUAAAACUCCAAAGCAGGAAUGAAAAACUGAAACUAUGCUCUUGGAAUACUAUGACAGGCAGCAAUAUUGAACACGGAGAAGAUAUGCCUCUUAUCACUGGAAAAGAAGAAGAAUGUUCUGAUCUUGACAAGACGUUGAAGACCAUGUUUACUUUUGAGCCAGCUUUGCAAGUAAAACAAAGGCGCACUUUUGACGUUUCCUGCAAAGUCAACAUAGUUCCAGAUGUAAAGCAUCUGGAGGAGUUUGAACUUAUACUUGAAGUUAGACAUGAGGCCUUUUCAGAUCGUUUGUCUACUGAAACAAUAUCAUUUAAAGUCAUAGAAUGUACUCCCAAAGUCUCCAAAUUUGAAUGUGAGCCUCCUGUACCAGAGUGUGGGAAACUCAUCACAUUAUCUUGUUUAGUAGAAGAUUUCUGCCCACGGGAGUGUGACGUUUGUUGGCUAAGAGGCAAUAAUGAGCCUUUGGAUGCUAUAAGUAACACAGAGGAGCCACAACUGGACCCAGGAUCAAAUCUGUAUUGCAAGAAAAGCAGAGUAUCCUUUAUACCUCAACCAGAAGAUCAUGCAGUAGACUUUAUUGUUCAAAUCAACCAUUGUAAAAAAGUUAUAAGACAUAGUUACCCACUCAUGUUAAAAGGUUACCCCAAAGUUACAGAUAUUACGUGUGAACCAAAUUAUCCUAAAUAUGGAACUACAUUGUCUCUAACCUGUAAAGUCACAGAUUUCUUUCUUAGCGACAUAAAUAUUCAAUGGCUUGAUGGGGGUAUUGAAAUAAGUAAAGGUGUGGUCACAGAGGGGCCAGUCAAAGACUCAAAUGGCUGCUUGAAGUUGUCUUCUGAGCUCCAGCUGAUACCAACUGCUUUGGAUCAUAAUAAGUUCAUUAUUUUCAGUGUGACAUAUGGCGACCUGAAAAAGCCAAUUAUUAGAGAUGUGUAUCUAAAGCUCCCAGUUCACCGCCCUGAGAUGUCUGAAAUAAAGGCAACACCAAUGCAAAACAGUGAGAGCAUCUCUUUGGAAACGGUCGUAUCAAAUUUUGCACCUUGCAACAUAAAAGUGACAUGGUAUGAAGAAUGGAAAAAAAUAUAUGAAGACAAUCCCAGGAACAUUCAGAUUGGAGAAAACAAGUUAGGUUAUUUUGUAAGCAAAUUACAGUUUAGUCCAAAAGGAAGAGACUCCAAAAAGACAAUCAGAUGUGAAGUUUGUCACCAAGCAACACAGGAUUUUAAAGAAAAAAGCUUUGUGUGGAAAAGCAAAGAUGACUCUGAUAGCCUUGACAGCAUGUCUACAGUGAGUGAAAACCACGAUUCUAAGCCCCCCAUUGAAGAACCAGCUCAGCCUAUGAAGAUAGAAUGUGUCACCAGCAACCGAAAGACAGGCGAGGUGACUCUUCGCUGUUUUGUACCUGGAAUAAGAGCAGAGGAUGCCAUUGUUUGCUGGUUUAACGGAGUAUAUCCAGUUGAUAAAAUACAGAAUGAAAACUGUGGCGAUGGAUCUGGUUUUAUUUCGUAUGUGAUCAUUACAACCGAAAAAGAUAAGAAAAAAUAUGAAAUCAAAUGUGCAGUUUAUGUAGAUGCAAAUGAUGAAACCUUGCAUAAAACCUUUGAUUUAGAACUUUGAGAAAUCAUUGUAUAAAGACAAUGAAUAUACAAAAAGAACCACAGGAAAAAUCUACUGCAGGCUGCUUUCAUACAUCCCCUGCUUGCUUCCAUGAGGUGUGUGGGUCCUGUCGAUCCUGUUUUGUGGGCCCCCACAAAAUCGAUGGGCAUUCCCAUUCAAAUGGUGUAUGUGCACUGCGUCAUGUGAUUGAUUAUGUAGGGUGGGGCUUACCUGGGCUCUCACAAGAUUUUAUUCAAGUUGGCACCCCUGCUUUGAAGCCCUAUGUGAAGAAAACCUGAUUAUAUUAAUGAGGUUGUAAUGUAUGUAAUGAAAUAAUAUAAUGAAAUACUGUAUAGCAUAAUAUAAUGUAUGGGGGGUGAUGAUGAUGUUGAAAGUCUCCACUCUGGUUCAGUGAUAAGCUGUAACAGGACAGUGGUAGAAUUUUCAGUACACAAAAGAGGGACUGAGAGUAAGGAUAUUUUAAUUGGUGGAUAUAUCUAGCUGAGCACUGGCCAGCAAAGCAAGUUCAGGAGUUGUUGUUGAGCAGGACAGGAAGGAGUAAAAAUACAGUUGCACUUAAAUAAAUCAGUAAAGGACCUAGCUCAAUGGUAAAAGAAGGGCCAUAGAUCAAGUGCAGACCUUGCUUGCAGAAGGCCCCAGAUUCAGUUCCCAGCAUCUCUCAAGUAGGGUUGGGAGGCACUCCUGCCUGAAACCCUGAAGAGCUGCUGCCUGUCAGUGUAGACAAUAUUGAGCUGGAUAGACCAGUUGUCUAUCUCAGCAUAAGGCAGCUUUUGUGUUUCUAUGUCUGAUAGAAAAGGCUUCUAGCAGUGACCUCAUUGGUUAAGGCUUAACUGGGAUGGAAAGAAAAGGGGCAACCCGUAUUACUAUGUUGAAGUAACUAGGUAACCUUGUCCAUAAUACUGAAACAAACAAAUGUUGGUAUAUUUGCUUAAUAUAAUAGCUAAUUGUUAAGUGUCUAGAGGGAGUAAGGGAUGGUGGCCAUGGCACAGAUUUAGGAGAACUUUUAGAGUGGAAGUUGAAUGUUAUUAUUUUAGAGAACGUAGGGGGGGUCCCUUCCCCCCCCCCACCCUGCAUAAUGGCUUGAAAUCCAGUUUUCAGAAGCUUACUCCCAAACAAACCUGCCCAAGUAAUGAGCUCAUCUUCAGGGGCCUUGAUCAGAAGUUAGACAGCUGGCAGAAAGGGGUGGGGGAGCAUCUUGUAGAAGUGUCUCUUCAGAGAUGUACAACUGGUGCCAAAUAGGGAUGUGAGCACUUGCAGCAAGGAGCACCCCUGCUCAAAUAAAAAGCAGUUUAAAGGCAGCAUAGUCACUCUUGGAAGCUUCCUCCCUCGAUUCUGCUCCCUCGAGCCCUGAGCUCUGUGCCUUCUAUCACACCCUUGAGUGUCAUGUUCAGGAGAGCUGCUGUCCUGCCAUAGGACUGUAGGAAGUUGUCUUAUACUGAGUCAGACUAUUGGCCCAGGUCACUUGUUUAGUCAUGUCCGACUCUUCGUGACCCCAUGGACCAGAGCACGCCAGGCACUCCUGUCUUCCCAGGUCACUUAGUAUUAUUGAUACUGACUGGCAGUAGAGUUUCAAACAGAGCCCUUUCUUAGGGUCUACCUGAAGAUGUAA